UGUGUAGCGGAAGUCAGCAGUAUCGCCGAGGCCUCAUCCUUCCAAUGGCGACUGCAAACAGGCCGAAUAGCAAGCGGGAGCAACCGUGGAGGGGGGUCAGAGCGGUGUAACGGACAUUAAAUAAAUAUAUAUAAUAUUGUAUUUGUUAUAUCAUUGCGAUCCACCUCUCCAUAACUACGUCCGAUUCAAUGGCCAAAAAUCGGAACAUUACGCUCCUUGAGUCGGAGCUCUACUACUUGAUAUCUCGUUUUCUGACAACGGGUCCCUGUCGGAGAGCUGCGGAGGUCCUGGUGAGCGAACUAGAGGACUAUCAGCUCUUACCCGGGAGACUGGACUGGCUUGGAAACGAGCACCCGAGAACAUAUGAAGACGUGGUUGCAGCAAACAAACACAUUGCACCAGAUCAUUUGCUUCAAAUAUGUAAAAAGAUUGGACCGCUUCUUGACAAAGAUGUGCCAUCUUGUGUGCCCGGUGUGCACUCGCUCCUGGGGUCUGGAAAGGAGUCGAUGCUUCGGACCCCAAAAGACUGUGAUGGCAUGCGGUUUCAAGCUUCGUCAUAUGCAGCCCUUCACAGGGGAAGACCACCAGAGAGGCCUUUGAACUGCAAGAAACCUCCACAUAUAGUCAACGUCUAUCGAGGAAGAGAGCUGACCGGAGCGCAGAGCUUCAGCUCCAUCAACCCCAUCAGCAAUUACGAGCGCAUGCGUCUGCAUCGGCGGAUCCUGGGUCAUCUGUCUGCAGUGUACUGUAUUGCGUUCGACCGCACUGGUCUGAGGAUCUUCACCGGUUCUGAUGACUGCUUGGUGAAGAUUUGGUCUUCGUUUGACGGGAAGCUCCAUUCGACGCUGCGAGGACACUCUGCCGAGAUCACAGACUUGGCGGUCAGUUACGAAAACACGCUAAUUGCCGCGGGAAGCUGCGACAAAACCAUCCGUGUGUGGUGCCUUCGUACCUGUGCACCUGUGGCUGUGCUGCAGGGGCACAGCGGAUCAAUUACCUCCCUACAGUUUGCACCGUUUGCCAAGGGCUCAAAGCGCUACAUGCUUUCCACUGGUACUGAUGCUACAGUCUGCUUCUGGCAGUGGGACGUCAACCACAUCAACUUUAGUGAUCGUCCACACAAGUUUACGGAGCGUCCAAGGCCAGGAGUUCAGACCGUGUGUUCCUCGUUCAGUCCAGGUGGAAUGUUCUUAGCAACAGGAAGCACUGAUGAUGUCAUCAGAAUAUACUACUUGGGGAGCGGAAGCCCAGAAAAGAUAUCCGAGCUCCAUGAGCACACAGACAAAGUUGACAGCAUCCAGUUUUGUCACUCAGGGGAAAGGUUUGUGAGCGGAAGUCGAGAUGGCACGGCCAGGAUCUGGAAGCUCUACCAGCGGCAGCAGUGGCGGUGCAUCUUGCUCAACAUGUCUGCCACUCUUCCUGGUGCUGAGCCUAUGAGUGAAGAGGAAAGCUACUUAAAGGCCAAAGUCACCAUGGUAGCAUGGGAUCGCCAUGACAACACGGUCAUCACAGCUGUCAAUAACCAUCUCCUCAAAGUGUGGAACUCCUACACGGGACAGCUGCUACAUAUCCUAAAAGGCCACGAGGCCGAAGUGUUUGUACUUGAGCCGCACCCUUUCGACCCCAGGAUCAUCCUGUCGGCCGGCCAUGACGGAAAUGUCUUCAUAUGGGACCUGCUGCGAGGAACGAGAACGCAGCACUACUUCAACAUGAUUGAGGGGCAAGGUCAUGGGGCAGUUUUUGACUGCAAAUUCACCCCCGACGGUCAGCGUUUUGCCUGCACAGACUCCCAUGGACAUCUGCUCAUCUUUGGCUUUGGUAGUUCAAAACCGUAUGAGAAGCUUCCAGACCAGGUUUUCUUCCACACAGACUACAGACCACUUAUUCGGGAUGCCAACGGCUAUGUGCUGGACGAACAGACGCAGCAGGCCCCCCAUCUGAUGCCCCCACCUUUUCUAGUGGACGUGGAUGGAAACCCCCAUCCGCCAAGGUACCAGCGUCUUGUUCCAGGGCGGGAGAACAUUGCAGCCGAGCACCUGGUUCCUCAGCUGGGAUACGUUGCCACCAGUGACGGCGAGGUGGUUGAGCAGGUUAUCAGUCAGCAGACCGCAGAGUUGGAGGAGAUUUCAGUAAGACGUAGCAGCCUUCUGGACGAGGCCAUCCGACAACUUCAGCAGCGGCAGGACCGGCAGAACCAAGCUGGCUCUGAGGGGGGUGCUGCUGCUGUUCAAGCUGAGACACCGGGGGCAGCUCCACCACCAGCGCCAAGUACGCCCCGUAGAGUGUCUGUCAAUGACCGGGCAGAGGUGCAGUCCCCUCCCAAUGUAGGUCUGCGGCGGAGCGGGCAGGUGGAAGGUGUCAGGCAGAUGCACCAGAAUGCACCUCGCAGUCAGAUGGCCACAGAGAGAGACCUGCAAGCCUGGAGACGGCGGGUGGUGGUGCCUGAGCUUGCUCCCAGCAGCUACAGAGACCAGGUGAACAUCAGGGUUGCCAAAGGAGACGAGGAGGUGGCGUUAUACAACACAAAGAAGAGGCGAAUCAUGUACAGCUGUCGAGAUGAUUCUGACGACGACCCACCCCCUGGGAAGCGAGCGCACGGCCGUGGUGACGCAGCGCUGGAGUUCAUCGAGCUGUCGUGCGAAGAGGGAGAGGACACUGCAAGCUCCGACGCACACACAGAGGAUAAUGACUUGGACGGCAGCGAACUGGAAUCCUCCAAUGACGAGGAGUGGAACAGUGACAGCCCGAGCCACUCAUCCAGCGAAUACUCAGACUGGACAGCAGAUGCCGGGAUCAACCUUCAACCCUCAACUCUCUUGUCGUCACGGAAACGAGUACAACGCCAGCUCAGCAGUUCGGACGAGGAGGAGGAAGACAACGAGGAGGAAGAAGAGAAGCAGCACCAGCAGCAGAGUGACGAGGAGGACAAAACAGGGAUGAAAGACAAAGGGAAAUCCAAGAAAUCAAAGAACAAGUCUCCCAGAAGGCCCAAAGUCCGACCGUCAAUCAACAGAGAAGUGUCCAACGAGUUUAGGCCCUCGCUCUGGAUCACUGAUGUCAUUCCCAGGAAGUCUCCUUUUGUUCCUCAAAUGGGCGAUGAGGUCAUCUACUUCCGACAGGGCCACGAGGCGUAUGUUGAGGCUGUGAGACGAACAGAACUGUAUCCCAUCAACUUGGACAAGCAGCCGUGGAAGAAAAUGGAGUUGCGGGACCAAGAGUUUGUGAAGAUUACUGGGAUCAAGUAUGAAGUCUGCCCUCCGACACUGUGCUGUUUGAAGCUGACUCUCAUCGACCACGGCUCUGGCAAAAUCACAGACAAGUCCUUCUCUGUCAAAUAUCACGACAUGCCGGAUGUAAUAGAUUUCCUGGUGCUGAGGCAGAGCUAUGACGAGGCACUACGGAGGAACUGGCAACCAAACGAUCGGUUCCGCUCAGUGAUAGACGAUGCCUGGUGGUUUGGCACCAUCGUUUGUCAGGAGCCGUACCAGCCGGAAUACCCCGACAGCCUCUUCCAGUGCUUCAAAGUCAGAUGGGAUAAUGGUGAGAAUGAGAAGUUGAGUCCUUGGGAUGUGGAACCUAUUCCAGAGGAUGCUGAGCUACCGGAGACAGAAGGAGGCAGCAUCCCUGUGACGCCAGAGGAGAUGAGCGAGCUGAUGUACAAGCCUCUGCAGGGGGAGUGGGGAGUGAGGAGUAGGGACCGAGAGUGCGAGCGAAUCAUCGGCGGAAUCAGCCAGCUCAUCACUGUUGAGAUUUGUGCCCCCUUCUCUGGUCCUGUAGACCUGAUCCAAUAUCCCACCUACUGCACUGUGAUUGCUUACCCCACUGAUCUGGACACCAUUCGCUUGCGACUCAUGAACAAAUUCUACAGGCGGCUCUCAGCAUUAAUCUGGGACGCCAGGUACAUUGCACACAACGCCCGCACUUUCAACGAACCAAGGAGCAAGAUUGCCCACUCUGCAAAAAUCAUCUCCAAUGUCCUCCAGAAAUUUGUCAACAAUUCAAGCUGCACAGACAUCAUGGAGAUUUACAGUCUUGUUGAAGAAAUGGAUGAGGAUGAGGAGGAAGCAGAUGCAGAAGCGCCAGGACCCUCCUCAGGCCACAGGCUGCGUCAGCGCUCUGUGGAGGUUCUGCCUGACAGAGAUGCCUGGAAGGAGCAGUGCAAAAAUCUGCUCAACUACAUAUUUGAGUGUGAAGACUCUGAGCCCUUCAGACUGCCGGUAGAUCCUCAGAACUACCCUGACUACCAUGACAUCAUUGAUACACCAAUGGACUUUGGCACCGUGAAAAGGACCUUGGAGGAAGAACGCUACGAAAAUCCAGUAGAGCUUUGCAAAGACACACGGCUAAUAUUUGCAAACGCGAAAGCUUACACGCCCAAUAAACGCUCCAAGAUUUACAGCAUGACCUUGCGGCUCUCUGCCUUCUUUGAGGAGCAAAUCCGAACAAUCAUAUCCGAUUACAAAACAGCCGUGAAGAGCAGCGCCAGGCUGCGCCGCAGCCAGAGGUUCAAAAAGAAGAUGCAGCAGCAGGAUCCAUCGGGUGGUGCCACAAGUCACAAGAGGGACUCUGUCAAAACUCAGGAAAAAGUUGAGUCUGUCUCAGUGACCAAAUCUACCUCAACCAAAGCGCCGCUUCCUGAGCGGGCCAGGAGGUCUCGGAGGAGCAGUGCCAGCCAUAGCUCCUCAGAAGACAACUCUGCAUCGAAAGAGUCGGAGAGUGAGAGUGAAGACAGCGAGUUGUCAGAGGAAACGUGUCCAGGUUCCUCCAGACACCAUCAAGGCAAACAGAAAGCCAGAGUUACAAGAGGCAGCUCCUCCAAGCAGCGGAAAAAAGUGGCUUUGAGUGACAGUGAAGAGGAGGUUGGGGAAGAAGAUGACAGUGAGGGUGAUGGGGGAGAAGACGGUGAAGCGUCCUCCCAUUCUUCAGGUCGUCGCUAUCCCAGCAGAAUGCUAAAGAGCAGGAGCACACGACUGACUAGAAACGCUGCCGCUGCGGGUAGAAAAAAGAGCGAGGGCAGAACGGAGAUGAACGGUCACGCCAGCCGGUCCUGUCGCAGGGAGAGACACCCCCUCCGGGAGUCCGACAGAAGCUCAUCAUGGGGCUCCGAUAGGGAAGAACUAACCAUUCGCAGGUCGCUGAAGAGGAAAACGGCGAGGGCAGCUGUCAACAGGAUAAAACUCAUUGAAGCUUCAGAUUAUGAAGAUGAGGAGGAGGAGGAGGCGGAGCCCAGACGGAGCAGCAGUCGCCUUCGCAACGCGCCCCGGCCUAGCAAACGCCCCCCGGUGCUUCAGAGCAGCUCUGAUUCAGACGUAGAGCAACUGAAAAAGGCUUCUGCGAAUCGCGAGGAAUGGAGUGAAGAAUCCCAGGAUGAGGAGAAUGGCAAUGACGGCAGCUCCUCAGACUCCUCCCACUGUCAGCUGAACGGACACGCAAGAACGUCAAGCAACACCAAGGGAAAUGGAACUUUGACAUGUAUGAACGGAGACGGCCCAAAACACCAGAAGUCGCUGGACAGCAGCUCUGAGCAGGAAGAAGACACCGCAGUGGAGAGUUCUGGAGAUGCGGAGGAGGAAGAUGAGGUAGCUGUGUGUCAGAAGACCAGUAGAAGCUCAUCCCGCAAGAGCAGGAUUACCAGUGAGGAGGAGGAGGACACUAAACGUAGGAGCACCCGAGGCAAACCCCCCGUAAGCUCCGAUGAUGAGGACAGUUCUCAGAGAUGGCCACAUCAAAAUGGGAGGGAAGAAGCACAGCCGAAGGACUCUAGAAAGAGUAAAGUGUCGUCAACUAAGAUCCAAGGUCAACAAAAGUCUGCCUCAGCUAACAAAGCGGAUGCUGGAGAUCCCAAGGUGCUGAGCAGUACCAUAAAGAGCUCACGCAAGAAAAGAGGGAAGCAAAAUGAAGAAAGUGAAGCAGAAAACAGCAUCUCCAGUGAUGACUUGGACACCAAAAGCAAGAGGCCCACGGGGAACAAGAGCAAAUCAAAACGUCCUCGGGUUGACACGUCUGCUUCAGACACUUCCGAGCAGGAGUUUCAACCCAAGAAGUCCAGGCGGAAACGCUCCACCGGCUCGUCGGAAGAAGAGUCGGAUCAUUCGGACAGCACGCCCAGCAGGCGGCUUAACCUCAGAAUGCUGCCCAAGAAGAAAUACAUCAGCGACAACUCUGCUUCAGAGGAAGACGCCGCUACCCGGAGCAAACUGAGAAAUGGGAACAAAGCGAUCUCAAGGGAGGACCGCUACAACAAGAGAGAGUCAAAGAGAAGCUCUCUGAACGAAUGCACCACGCAAACGUCUUCCAAGAGAAAACGAAUAUACACCUCAGGCUCUGAAGAUGAGGAGAGUGAGUCGGCAGCCAAGAACAACAAUAAAAAUGACAGGUCCAGCUCCUUCAAGCGGCCCAAACAGGACAAGGAAGAAGACACCUUUUCCCCGUCGCAUUCCAGUGAGGAGGAGGAAGAAGACGUGGGCUGCUCAAGGAGGGGGAAAAAAAAAAAGAAGAAGAAGAAGGAGGAGGAGGAGGAGGAGAGGUGGCCCAAACACAAAAGGCGCAAGGAAAGCUGCAGCAGUAAUCACAGUUCAGACUCUGAAAGCGAGCAGUCGUCCCCAGCCAGCGAAAACUCUUACGCCAGCUCAGGGUCCCACAGCAGUCCAAAGAGGAGGAGUCCCAGACGGGCCGGGAAUGACGAAAGGACUGCCGGUCGGCAGUUGAGGCAGCGCCGACUACGUGUUGCCUCAGAAGAAGAGCACAGCGACGAGCCGUGCAGAAGAACACCGCAAAAGGCCCGUGUCAACACCCGAAACCAAGGAAAGCGAACUGUCCUCUAUCACGACAGCGAGUGACGGCCCAAGAGGGACAACUGGAGACGGGAAAGACACUUGACCUUAUGGUAGCAGCACUGGUUUCCUCUAAACAAAAAAUGCUGUGAAUCUUGUUUCUUUCAGGGAUAUUUAUAUUUUCUAUGAAAAACACGUUUUGUAGAUGUGAUACAAAUUCAUGCAUUCAAACUGCUGGUCAUCACGUGGAUUCACAUCCACCCGCCGCCUGCCAACACUGCUUGUUGCCAGAUAUAUAUAUAUAUGUUUGUAUAUAUAUAUAUAUAUAUAUAUAUAUAUGUAUAUAUGUAUGUAUAUAUAUAUGUAUGUAUGUAUGUAUAUAUAUAUAUGUAUGUGUAUAUAUAUAUAUAUAUGUGUGUAUAUAUAUAUGUAUAUAUAUAUAUAUAUAUGUGUGUAUAUAUGUAUAUGUAUAUAUAUGUGUAUAUAUAUAUAUGUAUAUGUAUAUAUAUGUGUAUAUAUAUAUAUGUAUAUGUAUAAUUUUGUUUGUUUGUGUCCAGCAGAGUAACAUUGUGAGGAAUCUUGGGUGCUACCUAAUAAUAUACCUCUGUUAAAUCUAAGCAUAUUGCUGGCUUGCACUAAAACACACUGUAAGGAGGUAUUUCAUACACUAGUUUUGCAUUAGAAACUCAGGGGUCAACUAAGUUUACUGUCGUCUCAGCUGUGCAGUUAUUUGUUUUUGGAGCUAUGAAAAGGCCAAGCAGCAAGCCCAUGUUUUUGGAGCUGUGAAAUGGACAAGCAACAAUUCCAGGUGGGCAGAUGUCUAAGCACACGCAACCGAGACUAAACCCAAGCCACAUUCUCACUUAAGACUGCAGCACUCCUUUGUACACCCAUACAUACACUUAAUGCUUUGUAUUAUGAGUUGAUAUGAGCCAAAUGAAUGAAAUGAUCCCCUUUAUAUUGUUUUCUUCACUUUAGUGUUGUAUUCUAGUCAAUACUUUAGGUGUAUGUUGAUGAUGGAUGGCCAUCAGUCAGUAGCAACAUUUUUAUUUAAGGUCUGUUUGUUUUGGGUUUUUUUUUUUUUUUACUUUAAACUGCAUUGUCUUGCCAUGUGUCACAAAUUGGUACCUUUUGUUGCCGAGUACAAAUAACCAGAAGUACUUACCGCAAAAUAGUGUGAUUUCUCAUAUUGGGAAGACAUUUAAUUGUCCUGUGUUACUUUCAGUGUUAAAUUCUUUUUUCAGAGUUGACGUAAAUAUUUUGCCAGUCCCGCAGUAGUUUGGUUUAUGCCGGGUUUUCUAAAUGCAGUUGCUUUGACAUAUUUGCUCAAUGGGUUUCGUACUACAUCUUCAAUAAACAAGAUUUCAAUGAAAAAGCUAUAAUUCCGCAAUGUUGGCCUUGGAGUUCAAUGUUUUCUGCGAGUGGAACUGUGGUUGAUCAUGUGAACACUUAAUUUCAUGUGUGUGCGUUUGAAAGAAAAUGUUAAUCCACUCCGAUGGAAUGCAACUCAAAUAUUAAACUUGGGUAACUUACUGUUUUGAUGUUGCAUUUCAUGGCUACACUGCAGGUAGGUGAUGAUACAAUUGCCUUGCUGAUAAAUCUUAAAUCAGUGUUCAUUGUUUUAUCUAGAAUAUUCUCGUACGUGAUGUAUUUGUCACUGCGCAAUACGUACCCGGAACGCAAUCAGUCCCGCGCAUGGGCAAGGACUACGUCACUAGCUAAUUUUUACAACAGCGCUUCUGCGACGUCACGUGCUGUAGUUAUUUUUUUAUGAACAUAAAUGGUCAAUAUAUUUUGUAAGCAACUCU
Molecule: messenger RNA, 8581 nt
Organism: Dunckerocampus dactyliophorus (ringed pipefish)
Lineage: Eukaryota; Metazoa; Chordata; Actinopteri; Syngnathiformes; Syngnathidae
Gene: brwd1
Product: bromodomain and WD repeat domain containing 1
Exons: 44
Coding region: 189-6839 (2216 amino acids)
Biological process (GO): cytoskeleton organization; regulation of cell shape; regulation of transcription by RNA polymerase II
Cellular component (GO): nucleus
Molecular function (GO): protein binding
Source: RefSeq, a predicted model, not a curated record